Gigantopelta aegis is the source of this 1319-nucleotide messenger RNA. RefSeq names its product BTB/POZ domain-containing protein 3-like. Gene Ontology annotation, molecular function: protein binding. The record is from RefSeq and is a predicted model, not a curated record. NCBI's taxonomy places the organism in Eukaryota, Metazoa, Mollusca, Gastropoda, Neomphalida, Peltospiridae. The transcript has 3 exons. Bases 156 to 1139 code for a protein of 327 amino acids.
GACAGGCAUUUCCAAGAAACGAAACCGAUACUAGGGAGUUCGUGACAGGUGAAACGAAAUUGUUAAAACUAUAUUAUAAAUUGUGUAUUUGCACGCAUAUACAUAACCAGUCUCACACUCAUUUCAGUCAACAGUGUCAAACCAGAAAUCUUAAAAUGGAGUCACUACAGAGGAUAAAUAAGACCCCAAGGAAGGCAACACGAGCUUUAGGACUGAACGAUGACUGGCAGACUGGAAGAUCUCUGGCAGAAACCAACCUUUUCAUGCUAGAAAAUAAGAUUGCCUGCGACGUCACGUUCCGCGUUGGUCCAACAAGGGGCAUAAUUCAAGCUCACAAGUUCAUGCUGAUAAGUCGCAGUCACGUGUUUGCAGCCAUGUUUGAUGGUCCACUGGCUGAAAAGGGUGUGGUGGAUAUCCCGGAUGUUGACGUCACUGUCUUUAAUCUGUUUCUCAGAUUCGUGUACGCUGAUGACGUCAAAGUGAAAUCUGAUAACGUAAUGCAUCUACUGUACCUAGCAAAAAAGUACAGCACUGGAAAGCUGGAAGAUAUUUGUCUGAAAUUCCUUAACACAUCCUUAAACGCCAAGAACGUCUGCACUAUCCUGGAACAAGCCAAGUUCUUUAAUGUAGAUGAACUAUGUAACACGGCCAUUAAAUACAUCUUGGAAAACGGAAAUUCGGCUUUGAAGUCACCUGAUUUUCUGACCUUAUCACAGGAGUCCGUACUGGAUGUCGUGAAGUCUGAUGACCUCCAAGCAGACGAAAAAGAAGUAUUACAGGCUGCCUUUGAGUGGGCCAAGCACCAGUGUGAGCAGAAACACGUGGCCAUCAAUACCGAGACUUUACGAACACAACUUGGAGACAUCGUCCAGCAGAUCCGCUUCCCUCUUCUGGACAGAGAGUUCUUUGUCCGGACAGUGGUUCCUAGCGGCGUGCUGACAGACAAGGAGCAGUUGCUGAUUCACAACCAUGCUGUCUGCAAAGAUGUAUCCGUGGCGCCAUUCUCUGAGAAACUGAGAAACUUUAGAAGCAAGCACAGCGGUGGCAUUCGAUGUAACUUGUGUGGAUGCAUGUUGAACAAUAUUGCAAAUAACUCUUUCUGGUAUAGGUUUUGCCAGCAAUGUGGACAGCAAUACUAAGUGUUGUCUGUCUAAUACGGUAAGUCGCAACGCGACCUGAGAUGGCAUUUGUUUCAUAAUGGCUGACGAAUAAUAAUGGCUGACGAAUAAUAUUCUAGAAACUAGCGUCACUCCCGUGAAUCUGUUGUAACUACACAUUAUUGAUUAUUACGAAUGUAUACAAUACAUAUUUGAAAAUUA